Messenger RNA from Fusarium redolens, 1272 nucleotides. RefSeq names its product domain found in IF2B/IF5-domain-containing protein. Lineage: Eukaryota; Fungi; Ascomycota; Sordariomycetes; Hypocreales; Nectriaceae. Gene Ontology annotation, molecular function: GDP-dissociation inhibitor activity; eukaryotic initiation factor eIF2 binding; translation initiation factor activity. The record is from RefSeq and is a predicted model, not a curated record. The coding region runs from base 1 to 1272 and encodes 423 amino acids. The transcript has 2 exons. Gene Ontology annotation, cellular component: cytosol. Gene Ontology annotation, biological process: formation of cytoplasmic translation initiation complex; formation of translation preinitiation complex; translational initiation.
AUGGCUCUCGUCAACGUUCGCCGCGAUGUCAGCGAUGCUUUCUAUCGUUACAAGAUGGAGCGUCUGCAGACCAAGAUUGAAGGUAAAGGAAACGGUAUCAAGACCGUUGUCGUCAAUCUGAGCAGCGUUGCUGCCUCUCUUGCCCGUCCUGGCUCUUAUGUCAUCAAGUACUUUGGUUUCGAGCUUGGUGCUCAGACCAAUAUUGAUCCCAAAGACGACCGUUGGAUCAUCAACGGUGCUCACGAUGCUCCCAAGCUUCAGGAUCACCUCGAUGGUUUUAUCAACAAGUUCGUCCUCUGCAAGAAAUGCAAGAACCCCGAGACCGAUGUUGUCAUCAAGGAUGAUCGUAUCCUGCUUGACUGCAAGGCCUGCGGUCAGCGUACCGAUGUUGACAUCCGCCUGAAGCUCAGUGGCUUUAUCCUCAAGAACCAGCCCAAGAAGGGCAAGAAGGACAAGGCCGAGCGUAGGGCUGCCAAGAAGGCUCGACAGAACGGCAACGCUGCCAAUGGCACCAACGGUCAGAAUGGUGCUGGCAGUGAUGAGGCAUCUGAGAACGGCUCAAACGAGAACGGCGACGAGGACGUUGGCAGUGACGACGAGUUUCAAAAGGUUGCGGCUGAGGCCGCCGAAGCCGCUCAGGAGAACGAAGUCAAGGAGCAUGAAUGGGCUGUUGACAUGAGCGAGGAAGCUGUCAAGGCCCGUCAGGCCUCUCUCCCAGGCGAGUUCAAGCAGAAGCUCAACAUUGGCGAUGAUGAUGAUGAAGAAGGCGAGGGUGGCCCCACCGUCUACGAUGAGCUUGGUGACUGGAUUCAGUCCCAGGCCGAAGAGAAGGGCAGCGUCGACAAGGUCGAGUCCAUCGACAUCUAUGUCAAGGCCAAGGAGCUUGGUAUUGAAGGCAAGCAUCGUAGUGUUCUUGUUCUUGUCCAGACCAUCUUCGAUAAGAACAUUGUUGCUCAAAUCCCCAAGCGUGCUAGCAUGCUCAAGCAGUUUGUUACUUCUGAGCGUCACGAGAAGGCUCUUCUUGGUGGAACCGAACGUCUCGUCGGUACUCUGGCCGCUGACCACCCCGAGAUGUUCCAGUCUAUCGUCAAGAUUCUCCAGCUCUACUACCAUUAUGACUUGAUCAGCGAGGAGGUUGUGACCAAGUGGGGAUCCAAGGCUAGCAAGAAGUACACCGACAUCUCCACCUCUAAGAAGGUUCGCAAGGCUGCUGAGCCUUUCUUGACCUGGCUUGCCGAGGCUGAUUCGGAGGAGUCUUCUGACGAGGAGUGA